GGUUUUUUUUUCCACUCGAUCACUGAGAAAUUGACCAAUAUCUAAUUUUCCGAGCAUCUUGAUCCGCCGUGUUCAGCUAAAAGUAUACUUCUUUUUAGUUUUAAGGCUUUUAGCUAUAACAAGCUGCUGAAACUUUCUUCACGAUUAUUUUCUCACCGUCGAAUCGCUCCACUCCAGGGAGUUUUUUUUUUCCGGUGGGAGCAUUUUCUGUAUUCAAAGGGAAGGCUGAUCGGGAAUUGGAACUGUUGGUGCACGCAAUUUCGAUUUCUCUGUUAUAUGCGAGAUCUGAAAAGAGUGUUUCACCGAAGAUUCAGAGACUUCUCGAGAUAGUUUCGGGUUAAAUUCUCACAGACAGUUUCAGAGGAAGAAGAUCGAGAGUGAUGACGUCGGGGACGAGAAUGCCGACAUGGAGGGAGAGAGAGAACAACAAGAGGAGAGAGAGACGGCGGAGAGCGAUCGCAGCGAAGAUCUUCACCGGAUUGAGAAUGUUUGGGAACUACGAGCUGCCAAAGCACUGCGACAACAACGAAGUGCUUAAAGCACUCUGCAACGAGGCCGGUUGGAUCGUCGAACCCGAUGGCACUACUUAUCGCAAGGGAAGUAGACCAGUAGAGCGUAUGGAGAUAGGUGGCGGUUCAGCAACCGCGAGCCCGUGCUCCUCUUAUCAGCCAAGCCCGUGCGCUUCUUACAAUCCCAGUCCAGGCUCCUCCAACUUCAUGAGCCCAGCUUCUUCUUCUUUCCCCAAUCUCACCUCUGGAGAUGGCCAAUCACUCAUUCCAUGGCUAAAACACCUCUCAACAACAUCAUCCUCAUCAGCUUCUUCAUCAUCAAGACUCCCUAAUUACCUCUACAUCCCUGGAGGCUCCAUAAGCGCUCCUGUUACCCCUCCUUUAAGCUCUCCAACAGCUCGUACCCCGAGGAUGAACCCUGAUUGGCAACAACUCAACAACUCCUUCUUUGCAUCCUCAACACCUCCCAGUCCCACACGUCAGAUCAUCCCUGACUCUGAAUGGUUCUCAGGGAUUCAACUCGCGCAAAGCGUUCCUGCUUCUCCAACGUUUAGUCUCGUCUCACAAAACCCAUUUGGAUUUAAAGAAGAAGUAGCCUCUGCUCGUGGAGGCGGGUCAAGAAUGUGGACACCAAGUCAAAGCGGGACUUGCUCACCGGCUAUUCCUCAGACAGCAGAUGUUCCAAUGUCUGAAGCCGUCGCUCCUCCAGAGUUUGCGUUUGGUAGUAGUAACACAAAUGGGUUAGUGAAAGCAUGGGAAGGAGAGAGGAUACACGAGGAGAGUGGUUCGGAUGAUCUCGAGCUCACUCUUGGAAACUCAAGCACAAGGUAGUUACAACAAUCAUAUGUACAUCUAUAAAAAAACAAUAUAUGAAAAAAUUAAACCGGUCCAACUCCAACUAGACCAUUCUCAAUAUGGUGGUGCUUCAAUUUUAUUUCAAUUUAUUUUAUAAUGUAAGGCUCAAAGUGAAACAUAGCUUGAAAUAUUGGUCUUUUUUUUUGUA
This is a messenger RNA of Eutrema salsugineum, 1512 nucleotides long. Its product is annotated as BES1/BZR1 homolog protein 4. Bases 381 to 1340 code for a protein of 319 amino acids. The record is from RefSeq and is a predicted model, not a curated record. NCBI's taxonomy places the organism in Eukaryota, Viridiplantae, Streptophyta, Magnoliopsida, Brassicales, Brassicaceae. Gene Ontology annotation, biological process: brassinosteroid mediated signaling pathway; DNA-templated transcription. The transcript has 2 exons. Gene Ontology annotation, molecular function: DNA-binding transcription factor activity.